AUGUCAAGCUCGGGAGUCUCGGUCGCACCCGAGUGCAUCCAGGCGUUCAACGACCUCAAGCUCGGCAAGUCGACCAAGUGGAUCAUCUACAAGAUCUCCGACGACUGGAAAGAGAUUGUCGUUGAGGAGACCUCCACCGACCCAGACUACAGCAAGUUCCGCGAGAAGCUGACCAACGCCAAGAGCAAGAACAAGAGGGGUGAGGAGGGCAUUGGUGGCAGAUACGCCGUCUUCGAUGUCGAGUACGAUGCGGACGGCGGUGAGGGCAAGCGCAGCAAGAUCACCUUCAUCUCUUGGGUGCCAGAUGAUGCGUCGCAAUACCCACGCAUGAUGUACUCUUCCUCCAAGGAUGCACUCAAGCGCGCACUGAACGGUAUUGCCGCUGAUAUCCAAGCCAACGACGCCGAUGACAUCGAGCACGACAGCGUCGUCCAGAGGGUCUCCAAGGGUCGUUAA
This is a messenger RNA of Fulvia fulva, 456 nucleotides long. Its product is annotated as Cofilin. The transcript has 4 exons. Bases 1 to 456 code for a protein of 151 amino acids. Gene Ontology annotation, biological process: actin filament severing; cell motility; actin filament depolymerization. Gene Ontology annotation, cellular component: actin cortical patch; actin cytoskeleton; cytoplasm. Gene Ontology annotation, molecular function: actin filament binding. Lineage: Eukaryota; Fungi; Ascomycota; Dothideomycetes; Mycosphaerellales; Mycosphaerellaceae. The record is from RefSeq and is a predicted model, not a curated record.